AUGUUACUGUGUCCCUGAUGGAGGGGCAGCCAUGAUGGGUUUGUACAAUGACUUGGACUAUUCAUACAAUUUAGUAUUCUUUAUUCUUUUUUUUUUGACUAGCGAGCUGUCUUGGGCACAGCUACAGCAACAUGUCCCACAGGAACCUAUUACCAUCUUCUACAUAUGCAAGAGUUUCAAUAGGCCGUCUAUCAUCCUCACAGAGGGACACGCAGCUUUUUCUACAACUUUAACAGCUUGUCAUAAAAGGCGCACCGGGGAUUUCAAUUACACAGGUCAUCAGAGAGUGAAAAAACUGUAUUUGGGUCACACAAAUUUUAUUUCAACAUAUAUGUUUUGGCAAAGACUCUGAAAAACCUAGCUGUAACUCAAAGAAACAUAAAACCAGCUGAAGUUUGCCUAGCUAAGGAGGAACAUGGUACACAAAUGGGGCAGAUUGGACAAAGAAAAGCCUUUGCAGGAUUAGAUACUAUGUUUAAAAAGUAGGUUUGCCUGUGGAGUCCUACCUUCAGAGGUUUAUUUAGGCCUAGCAGUGUGGACCCCAACCCAUAAUCCUCCUGCAGACACACCUGCAGAGGAGAGUAUAAAGACCCUGCACUGAACUGAGUCACACAUCAAGCUUCAAGGAGUUUCUCCACAGCAGCUCUUGACAGAAGCUCCAGUCUCCAGACCGAUCUUGAAGAUGACUCCCUCUGCCAGCCUGCUGCUGCUGCUGCUGCUUGGCCUCUCUCAGGCUUUUCCUGUGGAGGAGGAAGGAAGCUCAGAAGAAGAAGAAGGAGAAGAAGAAGACACUAUUGACAUGACCACCAGGAUUCUGAGCACCAACAACGGCUCCAAUGAGAACCUGCUGGAAGGAGACUUGCUGGCUCCCAUAACCAGAAACGCCAUGAGGUGCUUUUCCCAGAGCUGCUUGUGGAAGAAAGCCAGUGGUGUGGUGACGGUCCCCUAUGUCAUAAGCUACCACUUCAGUCAGUCUCAGAAGAACAUGAUCGCAAGAGCCAUGAAGGCGAUGGAGAGAAGGACCUGCAUCCGCUUCAAGGAGCGUUCCAGAGAGUACGACUUCAUCAGCAUCGAGAACAGACAGGGAUGUUUCUCCGCUCUGGGCAGAACCGGAGGCAGACAGGUGCUGUCCCUCAGCAAACAGGGCUGCCUCCACCACGGCAUCGUCAUUCACGAGCUCAACCACGCUCUAGGCUUCCAGCACGAGCAGACCAGGAGCGACCGUGACUCCUAUGUCAGGAUCAACUGGCAGUACAUCAAACCAUCAACUGCCUACAACUUCCACAAACAGAACACCAACAACCUGAACACUCCUUACGACUACUCCUCCAUCAUGCACUACGGAAGAACAGCCUUCAGUAUGAAUGGGAGGGAGACCAUCACCCCAAUCCCCAACGGCAAUGUGCAGCUCGGCCAGACGUAGGGCCUAUCCUCUGGGGACAUCAAGAGACUCAACCUGCUCUACAGAUGUGACAUUCUUUUUAACUUAUAGGAAAUAAGUAUUUGUUGUUCAAAUAUACAGCAGCUCUACAACAGAAACAAUCAAGUACGACUAUACUGGAAAUGAAUCUCGGUGGAUGAGAGUGAGGUGAUAGAUCAGAAAUCACAAGUUAGUAACGAGUCAUAUAUCUGUGAUGCAAAGAGUAAAUGAGGGUGCUGAUAUUGGUUUGUAGACUGCUGUUCUACAAAACUGGCAGAUAUUUUGAGGGACAGGAUCACGUGAUCAGACACCUCAGUCCAGAGCAUCACGUGGCAGACUGUCAUGCUAUGUUGUCUAUAAUAAUUUAUUUCCCAACAAAUGGUGGAGCUGUGGACAUUCAAAUGCCUGUCUCUGGCCCCAACUGACAUAGCAGCACCCAGCAGCCAACAGCCACUUCUUGUCUUUCUUUUGUUGUUUGUGACAUUGUGUCACUUUUACUGCUCAUUGGUCAAAGGAGUGUCUGUGCAAUUGUCUGAUUGUCCUGUGAAGUCCCUCAUGAUAAGGGUGUGAAUUAAUUCCAUGGCUGAAAACUGUCACCAGUUAAACUCCUCAAAAACAUCUGGUGCAGAGUUGGCUAAAUCAAACCCUUUCCUCACGAGAACAAUAGAAAUGAGAUUUUGAAUUUUUCCUCUCAUUCAGAAUAGGACACCAUUUAUAUUUUAGUUCACAGCACUUUGAAUGGUUCCCUGGUGACUGAAUGUUGUGUUUUCCUUUAUAGAAAUAAAGACAUUUCCGCGAUAAACCGAGUCAUAGAUCGGUACAUAAAAUUCACCAGAAUGUUCAGGAAAUGAAGGAAGUGAUGCUCAAAAUUUCCUGGGGGACACCCAGACCCCCCAUUUUACAUGCCCCCCAGUGUUCAAACAAAAUCUAUGCCCACUGACACAUGGAGAAAACAAGAUAAGCACUCAGAGAGCGCAGUACUCCGCCAAGGCUGCUCCGUCAUGAUUUCCAACAGAUGAAAUCUUAAAAACAUUUGUGGUCAGAGCAGUCAAUUUGUAGUAGGAUCGCAAUCAUGUGAUCGUCAGCAGGCAGCUGACGUAGUGUUCACUUGUUGUCAUAGUUACAGUGAAGCUGUGCCGUUAUCUCGCAAUGACAGAAAUCUUUAACAAAUCCGUGGAUCCAGACUAUAAGCCACAUCACUGCCAAAAUGUAAUGACAUGGUCCUUGUGUCAUUUCUGACCUUCCCUGAAAAUUUAAUCAAAAUACGAGUGUAUUUUUGAGUAAUGUUGCUAACAGACAGACAAACAGACAAACGAAUGCCAAUCGUCACAUAACACUGCCACGUUCCCUGGCAGACUAAUAAUAAGAUAAACUGCUAAAAAUAAUAGAUAAAUAAAAAUGAUGAAGACCUAAAUACUGACAGUUAAGUAACACAAAACAUACUCUAACACUGGAUAGACCUUUACAUCAGAAAUAAUGGAAUAAUUUCCAAUCUAUUAUAUUCAACUGCACACAUUUGGAACAUUUGAAACAUGAUGAGUGGUAGUCAUUCUUGGGUAGGUACAUCAGGGCUACCAGAGGGACAGAAUAAGCUGUAUAUCUACAGCUGAAAAUGCCCUAAAUAAAAUCAAAUUUACUGUAAUUUACUGUUUGAAAGCUAUUUGUUAAAAAAUAACAGAAACAUAUGCAUUUACAGCAGAGUUACAGGCAAGCUGGGGACAUGCAUCACACAAUGUUCUGCUAUUUCUGUUGGGUUUGUCAACAAUAACCAUAAAGAUAUAUAUUUUUUGCUAGCCUUAAUAUUUCAAAUGAAACAAUAUAAAUCCUAAUGUCAUUCAUGGACAAGUAAAAUUUUCUAAUACAGACAUGUUUUCAUACAAUUGCUUUAAAUAAUGACACAAAAGAAUGGGCACAUUGCACACAUCCUGAAGAUCAAUGAAUCUUGCCUGUUGCCAAGAGCAAAAGCAACAGACAAAAAUAAACACUUCAGAUUUAAAUAUGGCAGUGAAGAACAAAACUGCCUCUAAUUGUUCCGGUUGUUUCGGGGAGGGCAGUAUGAGGUCUGUUGUUUUGUACAGACCUUUACUAUGUGAGUCACUACAUACUUUGUGUCUUUUAGACCUGACACUCUGUGGUAACAUUUCAGGGAUAAAAAUCUCUAAUAUUCAGCUGAUGUCUCCUGCAAAAAAUCAAAAGCAAACACAGACAAAAGGCCAGUCUAACGUCACUGCGUUGGUCUCAUGAAAUCUUUUGCAUCUCCUCUGUCAAUCAGAGCUGUUGGCUGUUCGUAGCCCGGGGCUCUUCUGGAUGCAGGGCUUUGAUGUUGGCCUGCUCUGGGACAACACUGUCGCCCUGCAGCCUCUGGGCAGCAGCACUGCUAGAACACACUGCGCCUGUGAUUUACCUGCACCCAGACUCCCUGAAGGACUGUUCAAAUCAUAGGGAGAGGUAGGGGGACGUGGGGUGUCCACAUGGUCAAAAUCAAGCUUAUUACUACACACAACCGGUGACUGCUGAGUGCAGAUAAAAGAACUGUGAUAAAUCAAACAUUUUGAACAGGACUCACUAUGACAAAUGACAGAUAAACUGAAACAACUGCAGCUGCAAAACUGUAGCCAGCGCAACGGCUUAGUUUACAAAAUGAGAACUCUACAGAGCAAUCUUUUAAAGGAAGACUUAGCCAUUUUAAGAAAUAUUUGCUGUCAUCUCAAUGACUACUUUAGUGUCUAAUCAUGAGGAGACAUUAGCGUGGUUUAGCAUCAGCACUGGAAACAAGUGGAAACAGCUGGGCUAGCUUUGCCUGAAGGUAGCAACUCAAAUAACUCAAUCCUGAAACUUGCCAUUCAUUAUUUAAAGGUCUAUUUUUUGGGCCGAGUAAUUUAGUGGUAACAACAAGUCCAAGGAUUUUAAACCUUAGCUUUCACUUUGACUUUGUGAACUAUGGGUAGAGCUAAGCUAUCUGUUUCUGCCUAUAUGCUAAGCUAAGCAGCUACCACCAGUGCUUUCACCCGUCUCCCAAAAAUUCCUAUACAACUAAACUGCGUGUACAAAUUUGUUUUGAGGGAUAAAAAAUUCUGCCUAAUUAUGUUGUUGCUUGUUACAUAUCACUAGUGUGUUUCCAACUGCUGCUCCUUUUCAGCCAACCAAUCUGACUGGGAGGACUUGUCACCCUGGGAAACCAGAAAACUCAAUGAAAUUUUGUGAGACAGGGUUGAGUGGCUUCAGACUGUACUCAGAUUAUCAGGGAUGGUAGAAGGGAGAGACUUGCCACUAUGAAGAAUCCUGAAGAGAAAUCUAUAGGAGAAAUCUGUAAUAUCAAAAAUGGCGGUAUAAUGACACCCACAGUCUGCUCUGUAACAACAAAACUGGAAAACAUUAGGGCCAAUCGUGUUGUUGCACUGACUCAAACAUGUAGUUGUAAAAGUGUGCACACACAUGUUAGAAGUGAAAUCUGUGAAGAAAUAUUUUUUUUUAAACUUAUUCUUGGACAAAAUCCUCAAACUUUUGAAGUAUUUUUAUUUUUAGUCAGGUUGGGUGAUUGUCACAUGGGAAGUUGUGUACACCAAAUGCUUGGCAUUCGAAUAGUAACAUCAGCCUUGCUUCAGGCCAGCAAAGACAGAUAAGCAGCUUUGUGUGAUUGCACUCUUCAUCUCUAUUGUCCCCGAGAUUCAGGGAAAAAGUGACCCAAAGCUACAAUUAUGGACUUAAUAUAAAAGACACAUGUAUUCACCUGGUUUGUAGUCCACUGUUUUGAAGCCUCAAGUUUGGCAUUUGACAUAAGAAGUGAGCUUUGGAUCCAACUGAGAACUUGAGGGUUUACACACACCUGUAUGUAUAGUGGUGACCUGUGUAGCAAUCAAUAACAGCCAAUACAAUAAAACCUGCAAACAGCAGAACAAUUUUGGCCAUUUUUAAUAUAAUAAAGCCAGUAACGUAAUAACUUGCCGGUGAUAUAAUAAAGUUGUUGAGCCAAGAAAGUAAUAACAUUUUAGUAUGUUAUUACCUUAUUAGCUGGUUACUAUGUUAAUGGCCUACCAUUAAAAUCUUUGAAAAUGUACUUGUAACUUAAAUUAAUAAUUAACUAAUAACUAAAAUGUAAUUUCUUUUCUUAAAUAUAAGAAAAGCACUUGUAGAGAGCCUAGAACUGGACAAAUAACAUGACUGUUCCAUUAGUAUUAUAAAGCUCUACAAGGCUGCUGGACCAACAGUGGUCUAAGUUUACACAUAAAACAGUUAUUUGACGAGGACAGCUGAUGGAUGAAAGCCUGGAUUCUUCUCAGGAAAGCAGGUUUUGGGCAGUGCAAAGUUAAGGACAUGGGGGGUUCUGUAAAGCGUCUUGAGACAAUUUGACCUGUAAUUGGCACUAUAUCAAUAAAAUUGAUUUGAAUUUAAUUGAAAAUACUGGAAGUAGUAAUGUCAAUUUUAUGUUGAUGUUUUCUACUUAGUUCAAUAUGUACAUAAUACUCUUCAGUUUUUUGGAGUGAGUGCCAUCAUAGAGCCAGUCCAGUUAUUUAAAUACAGUUUUAAGUGAGGACUGAAUCAUUUUCCCUUGAAGAAAUGUUUGAAAAAAGUUUUAAUGAAAUGUGGUAAAUGAAUUUGACAAUGCAACAUCCAACAGAGACACUGACAUGGAAUUAUGAAUUUACAUAUCUAAGCACAAAAAAACCCAACUUUCUAAGUAAAGAUUUUGUACAACAAAUAAUUUUCAAUUGACUCUUACAGCCAUAAUUAAGGAGAGUGAGAGCUACAUGGGACGUAUCCUUGAUGAAUGAAUAUGACAAUUAUGCCAUCCACUAGACCUAUUUUUAAUGAGCAAACUGCACAAAAACUGCAAAAAAAUAUUUUAUUUCCAAGAAAUGCAGUCUGAUUUAUGUAUAAUUACAUUAUUGGCUUCAGUUAUUUCAUUUUCAAAGGAUUCCUGAAAAGAUUUUUUAAUGUUAGGCCAUUACAGUAAUAACCAACCAAAAAUGUAAUAACAUAUUACAUUAUUGGAAAGUUAUUACGUUAUUGGCUGUUAUUACGUUACUGGUUGCUACAGACCUGUCACUCACUUUAUUAUCUAUUUUCUUGCAAAUGGGACCCUCAUUUACAGAAUGAACAUCAUGCUGUAUUGAAGGAGACUUGAAACUAGCAAAUGAGACCACAAACCUAUUAGGAAAAUGUUUACUGAGGCAACAGAUCAAGUGAGAAGUAGAUUCAUUUUCUCAUAGACAUUAAUAGAAUCAAGCUUCAUUUUGCAACCAGAGGAGUUUCCCCACUGCUUACUGUGAGAAAGAAAGUAGAUUUAAAGCUCUUCCACAUGACGUCACAUUUCAGCCCUGGAGGCUACAUCCAUCUCUCAUAUACAGUUUAUGGCCCCAGUAUUAAUGGGAAACACACCAGGUCACAUCAACCAUACCUGCAUUGUAUAUUUCCUGACCUGUCUAAACAUUUCUUAAAACUUGUUUAAGAGGUGCUUUGUCCAACUUUCGAAAUCAUUUGCCCCAAUAAUCUCAAGGAAACCUUCCGGCUGCUCUGCAGUUUGCUUGCUGGCAAUGUUUGAAUGUUAGGAACCAUCUCAAUCCUGUGUUGCCCAUCAGAUCCCACCAUCCCCUCCACACACAGUCCACGCUGAAUGUAGUUAUUAUUAAGUUAAUUAAAGCAUUAUAAUGGACAUUCACAGGCUCUACAGCGCUUCUCGAUCAGCGCCCCUCCCUGCACACACACUCAGACACAGAUGAAUGUUCUCCAGUCCUAUAUUGAGUUAUAACAAGUCUUUGGAGACCCAUCGGCCACUGUUUUUGUGGCUCAUCAUAAUGCAUGUGCCACAUCACAUUAGUCCCCACAUGUGAACCGUGAUUUUACUUGGUAAUUUUGAAGUGUCUCACUGCCUAUACAUAUUCAUGCUGAGCCUAUAAGUGUCAAAUUGAGAUGUCCUUUCGGUGUCCUUGACAGCAGGUUAUUAAUAUUGAAUACCUAAGUCAACAUUAUAACUAGAUGAAGAGAUAUACAGGUCAUUGCCUGCCACAUUCGUCACACACUAUUCUUGAAACAAUUGGACAAAUCAUCAAAUUAUUGCAUAUAUUGUGUUGGAUAUUAUAUACCCACUGCACUGAGCAGUUAUUUCUCUACAGGGAGUGUUACUUAAAGAAUUUAUCAAACUGUUUGGUGUUAAACACAUCAAUUACACUCACAAUUCUGACAUCUAAGUAUCUAAUCAGGUCAUCAAAUACAUUUGUACAACAUUUGAUUGUAUUUCAUCAGUGCAUUUUCUUCUUAUUUUACUCAUCUCGCAUUUAAAAAGCUACUGCCCACACUCCGACUUAAAAAGCCACAAAUCCCAGGGUAUUACUCUGAACAGCAACAUCUUAACCAUUCCAGUUUUCCAAUCCCUAAAUUAGUGCGGCUGCUGUUGCUCGUGGCUGGUUUUUGAAAAUCCUCCUCCUGAGCGGUGUGCAGCCCGGUACCAGAGGUUCGCCUGGCUGCUGUGCUUGAUAGGAUGCUGGCUGCAGGCAUCUCGUCACGGCAGCUGAGAGGAGGUCGCUCAGGUCCUCCUGCUAGUGGCGACGCCCAAGGGCCAUCAACACAGCGGGGAGCCCGGGUGCUGGUGAGGUCUCGCACAGCCUCGCUUCACUUCAUGAAAGCCUAAUGAAGAGAGGGGGCUCAGAAACAGUGCUGCUAAGACGCCCACAAUCCUGCAGCAUGGGAGCAGGGAGAGGAUGGAUACUGUGUGCAGGAGGAUUCAAAGAGACGGAGAUGAGACAGUAAGGCAGAUAAAAAAAAAAAUGCUACAGUG
Amphiprion ocellaris (clown anemonefish) is the source of this 8195-nucleotide messenger RNA. RefSeq names its product high choriolytic enzyme 2-like. Gene Ontology annotation, biological process: proteolysis. Gene Ontology annotation, molecular function: metalloendopeptidase activity; zinc ion binding. The transcript has a single exon. Bases 683 to 1423 code for a protein of 246 amino acids. The record is from RefSeq and is a predicted model, not a curated record. Lineage: Eukaryota; Metazoa; Chordata; Actinopteri; Pomacentridae.